Messenger RNA from Polyodon spathula (Mississippi paddlefish), 2568 nucleotides. Its product is annotated as extracellular calcium-sensing receptor-like. Gene Ontology annotation, molecular function: G protein-coupled receptor activity. Gene Ontology annotation, cellular component: membrane. Gene Ontology annotation, biological process: G protein-coupled receptor signaling pathway. Bases 1 to 2568 code for a protein of 855 amino acids. The transcript has 6 exons. The record is from RefSeq and is a predicted model, not a curated record. Lineage: Eukaryota; Metazoa; Chordata; Actinopteri; Acipenseriformes; Polyodontidae.
AUGGCCUUGGCUGCUGCUGUGCUGAUCCUUGUGCUGAAGGAGUUUGCAGCUGCUCAAGCUGUGGAGCCCACGUGUAUGAAGUGGAAAAAUUUGAAUUUACCAAACCUCUUCCAGCACGGGGAUGUUGUUCUUGGAGGACUGUUUGGCUUGUAUUUUGAAAUAAUUGUAAAGAACGAGACCUUUAGAACAAGCCCAGAAUGGCCAGUGUGUGGGAGAUCUUUCUUCUGGGCCCAGACGAUGAUAUUUGCAAUAGAAGAAAUAAACCAAGAUUCUACACUUCUUCCAAAUGUCAAACUUGGCUAUAAGAUUCAUGACUCUUGUGGCAGAAAUCCCAAAGCUCUUGAAGGAGCCCUUUCACUCAUCAGUCCACAGGAUGAAGCUGCAGCUGGUAGUCAGUGCACUGGAACUGGAGGAGUGCCUGUGAUAAUCGGUACUCCGUCUUCAACACAAUCCAUUAUAAUAUCUGGAAUGCUUGCUCCUUUUGGAUUUCCCUUGGUCAGCUAUUAUGCCACAUGUGCUUGUCUUAGCAACAAAAAAGAGUUUCCUAACUUCUUUAGGACAAUACCCAGCGAUUUCCAUCAGGCCAGAGGCAUUGCUCAAAUUGCAAAACGAUUUGGCUGGACUUGGAUUGGUACCAUUGCCUCCAACAAUGAUUACGGCCUAGUAUCAACUAGGAUAUUUAUUGAAGAGGUUAAAGCUGCAGGAGCCUGCAUUGCUUUUUCAGAAACACUGUCCACAGUCUACCCCGAAAAGGAUUCUGUUCACAUUGCUGAUGUUAUCAAAAGGUCGUCUGCACAAGUCAUAGUUGUAAUUGCAGGGGAUAACACAGUGUUCCAUUUGUUUAAGGAGCUCCUGCUUCAUAAUAUUACCAAUAGGCAGUUCAUUGCAAGUGAAGCCUGGAGCACCACACGAAUUUUGUCUGAUUUCUUGUCAGUUACCAGUGGGGUGCUUGGGAUAGCCAUUGGGCAGAGAUAUGCAGAAAUACCUGGACUAGCGCAGUUCCUUGUCGAUGUCCAUCCCUCCAAGUUCCCUGGGAAUGUGUUUGUUCGUGAACUGUGGGAAAAUUCCUUUAACUGCAAAUUACCUACAGUAAAUCUCACAGAGCAGGCUUCCAGCAAGGCUCCUUUGUGCAAUGGAUCAGAGAAUCUACGUGAAGUAAAGAAUGGCUACACUGAUAUGUCUCAUCUAGGAAUUGCUCACAAUGUGUACAAAGCAGUGUAUGCCACAGCCCAUGCACUGCAUAAUUUGCACUUGUGUCAAAAUAGAAGUGGGCCAUUUCAGAACAAAUCAUGUGGCAAUAUUAAUAAUUUGCAACCGGGAGAGCUCCUGCAUUACUUGAAAACCGUUCGAUUCAGAACAAAAUUGGGUGUGGAAGUUUACUUUGAUGAAAACGGAGAUAUUCCAGCAACCUAUGAUAUAGUAAAUUGGCAGACGGGCAAAACAGGUGCUUUGGAGAUUGUAACCGUUGGGCAGAUUGAUGGAUCUGAAAUUUACAUUGAUGAUAAAGACAUUGUUUGGGCUGGAGGGAUGAACAAGGUGCCUGUGUCGAUAUGUACUGAAAACUGCCCCCCAGGCACCAGAAAAGCUGCCAGGAAAGGGGAACCAAUCUGCUGCUAUGACUGUAUCCUCUGUUCAGAGGGAUCAAUCAGUAACACAACGAAUUCCCUGCAGUGUAUGAAGUGUCCUUUGGAAUACUGGCCCAAUGGAUACAGGAACAAGUGCAUUCCUAGAGAAAUUGAGUUCCUUUCUUUUGAAGACGCAAUGGGGAUUACUAUCACGGCAGUCUCUUUAUCUGGAAUGUGCAUGACUGUGGCUGUGGCAGCUGUCUUUCUGUAUUAUAAAAACACUCCCAUUGUCAGGGCGAACAACUCAGAGUUGAGUUUCAUAUUGCUGUUCUCAAUAACACUGUGCUUCCUGUGUUCGCUUUGCUUCAUUGGGCAGCCCUCAGACUGGUCUUGCAUGGUCCAGUACACUGCUUUUGCAAUUAGUUUUGUUCUUUGCAUCUCUUGUAUUCUUGUCAAAACCAUUGUCGUGAUGAUGGCUUUUAGAACUACUCUCCCAGGUAAAGAUGUUAUGAAGAGGUUUGGCUCUACCCAGCAGAGAAACAGUGUAUUUGCCAAUACAUUUAUACAGAUUAUCAUAUGCAUCAUCUGGCUUUCUACCAGCCCACCAGUGGCAGACAGGAACACCAGCUACCAAAGUUCAAAGAUCAUCCUGAAAUGUGUUAUGGGGUCUGUAACUGGGUAUAGUUGUGUGUUGGGGUACAUAGGUUUGUUAGCGUGCAUCUGUUUUUUGUUUGCAUUCUUAGCUCGGAACCUGCCAGACAAUUUUAAUGAAGCAAAAUACAUAACAUUUAGCAUGCUCAUAUUCUGUGCCGUGUGGAUCACAUUCAUCCUGGCUUAUAUUAGCUCUCCAGGAAAAUACACAACAGCAGUUGAAACAUUUGCAAUUUUAUCUUCUAGCUUUGGUCUCCUUGGGUGCAUAUUUGUCCCUAAGUGUUACAUUAUUUUGCUUAAACCGGAAAAGAAUACUAAGAAACACCUUAUGGGACGAAAAUUAAAACAAUAA